AUGUUUUUGAACGUCUUCACUUCUUUGGAGUAUAUAGACGUGUCGGUCAUCAACUUGAGUCUGUUCUUGACUUCGGGUCUACCUGGCUCAGGAACGAUAUCAAUAAUCUCGAAAAUCUUCCAUGAACCGUGUGUUGCCAAAUCUUCGUUUCUGCAGAUCGCAGUUCCAAUGAUCACCACAUUUUUAGUAGCAAUGGUUUCCGAAACCUUGAGUUCUGUGACCUCAAUCGAUGUGACCAUCUCAUUCUCCUCCAGCUCAACAGUAUCAAUAAUCGACCAAUUAGCAGGGGACACCAAGUGA
Molecule: messenger RNA, 300 nt
Organism: Ogataea philodendri
Lineage: Eukaryota; Fungi; Ascomycota; Pichiomycetes; Pichiales; Pichiaceae
Exons: 2
Coding region: 1-300 (99 amino acids)
Source: RefSeq, a predicted model, not a curated record